AUGAAGGAGGCAAGGCGACAGGGGUUCAGCAAGUCGGUUAUCAAGAAGGCCCCUAAUAUACAUCCCUCAGACAUGGGAGCCCCGAUCUGGCAACUUGCCCUUUGUCUUCUCCUGGCCUGGAUUAUUGUAGUUGUGUGCAUUAUAAAAGGGAUCAAGUCCUCUGGAAAGGUUGUGUACUUCACUGCCACAUUCCCGUACGUUAUCCUUAUCAUCCUUCUUAUCCGAGGCGGUCUCCUGGACGGGGCCAUUGAUGGCGUUAAAUACUUCAUCGUCCCCAAAUGGAGCAAACUGGCGACAAUAGACGUUUGGGCCGCUGCAGCCGGUCAGAACUUCUUUUCGUUAGGAGUGUCCUUCGGGGGUAUAAUGAUGUUCGGCAGCUACAACAAAUUCAAAAACAACAUCUAUACAGACGCAUUGAUCAUCAGCUCCAUGGAUCUUAUAACAAGCCUUAUUGCUGGCUUGGUCAUUUUUACCACCUUUGGCGGUAUGGCCAAGCAAAUCGGAGUGUCCGUUCAAGACGUAGCGAAGGCUGGAUAUGGUCUCGCAUUUGUGGUGUACCCCGAAGCUUUGUCCAACCUGCUGAAAUCUCACCUGUGGUCCAUAUUGUUUUUCUUUAUGUUGUUCACUCUCGGGCUCGACAGUCAGUUUGAUUUGAUGGAAACCACUCUUACGUGUAUACAAGACGAGUUUCCAAAACUCCGGAAGUAUAAGGCUCACCUGUGCAUCGGCUUUGCAGUCGCCUUGUACUUGGUUGCACUAUCAUGCAUCACCCAAGGCGGUGACUAUGUAGUGACAUUGAUGGAUUUCUUCGGUGCGGAUUACUCGCUUCUUUUCGUAUCUACCUGUGAAAGUAUCGCAAUCAUGUGGGUGUACGGAGUCGACCGGCUUAUGCAGGAUUGUACGUACAUGCUUGGACAUGAGCCUCGGCCGAAAUACUUCUGGGGUUUCUGUUGGUUUGUGUGUUCGCCUUUGGUUAUUGGGGCACUCUUCCUGUACCGAAUGAUACAAUUCAAGUCAACGGAAAUUUCAAAAGGUGUUCCAUUCCCUCAUUUUGCCCAAGGUAUCGGCUUUGGUCUCACCGAACUGAUACUGAGCCCAAUACCCGUCAUGUUUCUUUACAAUUUGUUUACCGCCAAAGGUAACGUUCUCGAGCGCCUAAGAACGAUAACCUCGCCCGAUGAAACAUGGGGACCCAACGACGGCAGUAUGAAACACCGCCUGACCAACGGUUUCAACAUGCUCGCGAAACAUGGUAUUGACAAUCCUGCAGUUGUUGCUUAUGAAGAUGACUACACGCACAUAUAA
Messenger RNA from Dreissena polymorpha, 1305 nucleotides. Its product is annotated as sodium- and chloride-dependent neutral and basic amino acid transporter B(0+)-like. Gene Ontology annotation, biological process: sodium ion transmembrane transport. Gene Ontology annotation, molecular function: glycine transmembrane transporter activity. The transcript has 9 exons. The record is from RefSeq and is a predicted model, not a curated record. NCBI's taxonomy places the organism in Eukaryota, Metazoa, Mollusca, Bivalvia, Myida, Dreissenidae. Gene Ontology annotation, cellular component: membrane. The coding region runs from base 1 to 1305 and encodes 434 amino acids.